UCUGUUAUGUUUAUCCGCAACAGGUUACCAGUAUUAAUAGUGGUACAAUUUUUUAAUAUCGUUUGAGUUUUUUUUAGCUACGUCUAUCUCUAAAAAUGUGUUGCAGAACGACGCGAAGAGUCAAACUUGGAUGCCUGGACGGUUGACAAAUCCAAACGGCAGGCUCCAUGUCGGGCUUUCCCGCUCUCCGUUCAUGUGCAGCGCUGUUUCAUACGUUCAGUGAUGCCUCCGCAGCCCACAGACGGAGCGGUACAGGAAGAUCCUACGGUGUACGGGACCUUACCGUCCCGGUGACGUCCUAUAUGAUCAAUCCCGACUCGCAAUAAUCGCAAAGGCGACGAGGCAAUUUUCGGCGGGAUUCAGAGGAUUACGCUCUCGAGGCGACUCUCAGGGGGCAAGUCUACUGUGUUGACAAGGCGGAGAAAUGUGCUUGCACAGAGGACGAGGAGUCUGGAAUUAAGGACAGGAGAGAAAAGAUGCAGAAGAUGAGACAAUAAAGAAGAACUAAUUUUUGGGCCUGUGCAGAUUUCCCACGGCAGCAGUUGGAUGUGCACGUCGACUCGGCCACGAUGACAAUGAAAGGCCUGUCCAGCAGCCGUAGUCACCACCAUACGGUGACCUGCGACCCCUCUUAUGACUCGAUGACCCUGGGGCACUCGGAUCGUCGGCCCUACUUCCUCAACCCUGGGGAGGCUCAUCCUGCUGACCAUCCCUGCUACACCCAGCGCAACUCUUUCCAGCCUGAGUGCAGUGCGUAUCCUGAUCUGGCCAGCUGCACCUUCCCUCGCAGACAUUACAGCUCCCACCAUGAGCUGAAGGAGGAGUGUGGCGCUGUGGUGCCUUAUACAGGGCCAACGGGGAGCAGUAAAGGAAGUGGAGGAAACAACAACCGCACUCCCUCUAACCUGCUAAAUCAGUUUGAGCAACAGGCACCAGUGCGGCGUGAAGGUUACCACACGCUGCAGUACAAGCGUACUGCGGUAGAGCACCAACGCAGUGACAGCCCUGGUCGGAUCCGCCACCUCGUUCACUCUGUCCAGAAGCUCUUCACCAAGUCUCACUCCCUGGAGGGGCCCUCGGGGUCUGGUGGGGGAGAGAGUGGGAGGAUGAAUGGCAGCAAAUCCAGUCCUGAUGACCCUCCCUCAUCCUCUGGCACCCUGAAGCACAGCAAGCGCAGUAAGAGCAAAGACCGCUCAAAAUCUGAGCCUAAGAUGCGCACUGCCAUCUCAGGCUACUGGAGCUCAGAUGACACGCUUGACCGGGAGAUGUGCCUCUACCACCAUCACCACGGGGGCACCAGUGGAGGUCUGCCCUCUGGGGUCAUGACUAUGGGACGCCACCCAGAGAAAUCUCAGUCGCAGUACUUCAUGGAGUCCUAUAACACUAUCAGCGCCCACUCUCUAAAGACAUCACGCAGCAACAACGAUGUGAAAUGCUCGACAUGCUCUGGGGGCAGCAGCGGAGGGCUACCGCUGGUGGGUGCGCUGGAUGGCCAAGUGCAGCUGAAGAAGAGCUCUUGGUCUUCAACUCUGACGGUGAGCAGAGCAAGAGAGGUCUACCAGAAGGCCUCAGUCAACCUAGAUAAAGCUCUAGUGAAGGCCGAGCAGGGACGCACCUGCCACUUCCUACAGGUGCCUCAGGAUGACUGGAGCAGUUUCUCUCCACUGGGGAAGGAUGAUGAGAUCCCGUGCCGGCGGAUGCGCAGCGGCAGCUACAUCAAAGCCAUGGCAGAAGAAGACAGCGGUGACUCGGACUGCAGCCCCAAACCCUCGCCCAAGGUCCAGGCACGGCGGGCGAGUUACUUGAAGGCCACACAGCCGUCCCUCACGGAGAUGACCACGCUCAAGAUUUCUACAGAGCAUUCACCCAAGCUCCAGAUCCGGAGUCACAGCUAUCUGCGGGCGGUGAGUGAGGUUUCCAUCAAUAGGAGUCUGGACAGCUUGGAUCCAGCAGGGCUGCUGGCCUCACCUAAAUUCCGCUCGCGAAAUGAGAGCUACAUGAGAGCCAUGAGCACUAUCAGCCAGGUGAGCGAGGUGGAGGUGAACGGGCAGAUCGAGGCGGUGUGUGAGUCAGUGUUCAGUGAGAUGGAGUCGCAGGCGGUGGAUGCCCUGGACCUGCCCAUGCCCGGCUGCUUCCGCAUGCGGAGCCACAGCUACGUGCGUGCCAUAGAGAAAGGCUGCUCACAGGAAGAGGAGGAGGGCGGCGUCACAGUGGGCAACAGGAGGACCAACUCACCCCCGCGCACUACCACCACUGUCAGAACCAUCCAGAGCAGCACAGUGUCAUCAUGUAUUACCACCUACAAGAAGACACCUCCCCCAGUCCCACCACGCACCACCCCGUCCAAACCCUUCAUAUCCAUCACAGCGCAAAGCAGCACAGAGUCUGCCCAGGAUGCUUAUAUGGACGGGGGCUCCGGCCCACGGAUGGGCAUCAGCUCUCAGCCGGGCCUGUCCAACUCCACGGAGAGCAUCGACAGCAUGAAGGCCCUGACAGCAGCCAUAGAGGCAGCUAACGCUCAGGUACAUGGCCCUGCCAGCCAGCAUGUCACCAACAGCACUAUCACCAUCACUGCCACCGCCACCACCUCCGCCGUCGCGCACGCCUCCGCAGACAGCAAGGCGAAGAUGGAAGCACUCCGCAAGUGCCUCUCCAUAGGGAUCCAGGUGGACCCAGAGGAAGGAGGGCCCACAGAGGAGCAGUCUAAAUUCCAGUCAAUAGGAAUUCAGGUUGAGGAUGAGCGAUGUUACCGCAGGAUGACCCGCUCCAACAGCGUAACUACGGCUGUGCAGGCUGACCUCGACAACCCCACAGAUGCCCCAGGGCUGCCAGCGCGUCACUGUGCCACCAUGCCACGGCAGCACUCCCGCGAUGCUGCCACCUCUACUGUCAGCAUCCAAGGCUCGGGGAAUCACUAUCAUGCCUGCGCUGGAGAUGACUACGGGGAUGUGGGGUUUGAUCCAUCUAUCCUGCCCCCUCCAGAUCCUUGGAUGGACAGCGUGGCUGAGCCAGAGGUGGGCACUUUGGAGGCUGCCAGCCGAUCGGUGUGCCCCCGUGACGGCCGCUGGUUCCUCAAGUUGCUGCAGGCCGAGACAGAGCGUAUGGAGGGCUGGUGUAGACAGAUGGCGCAGGAUGAGAUGGAGAAUGAGCUGCCUGAAGAGAUCCUGGGGAAGAUCCGCAGUGCAGUGGGGAGUGCCCAGCUGCUGAUGUCCCAGAAGUUCCAGCAGUUCCGGGAGCUGUGUGAGGAGAAUCUGAAUCCAAAUGCACAUCCACGGCCCAUCUCCCAGGACCUGGCAGGUUUCUGGGACAUGCUCCAGCUGUCAAUCGAGAACAUUAGCCUGAAGUUUGAUGAACUCCACCAACUCAAGUCCAACAACUGGAAACCUCUGACCCCCCCAGAAAUUCAGGAAAGAAGGAUGCCUCCUCCCGUGCCAAAGAAGCCCCAGAAGGGCCACCCUCCCCUGGCUAGGGACCGCUCGCUGGAGAGCUCAGAGCGCCAGCGUCUGGAGGCUCGCAAGCGCCUGCUAGCUGCCAAACGUGCUGCAUCGGUUCGGCAGAGCUCUGCUACCGAGAGCGCAGACAGUAUUGAGAUCUAUAUACCGGAGGCUCAGACCAGACUAUGAGACAUGCAAACAUAUGUACCUACACACAUGCCCUAUACACAUAAUAGCACUGAAUGGUAAGGCUAGGGUGUUAACAUUAUACAAUCAUAUUUUUUGCGGACUGACCCCGCGGACUUUUGCGGGGUCAGUCACGAUGGGAGUUGUUUGAACAAGAAAUGUACAUUUACAGUAUUUAUUUAUUUAUUUAUCUGCCCCCCUUCCUCCUUUCCUUCUCCUAGCUUUGAUGUAGCACUUCCUUUUUCCCCCAUACCUCCGCCCACCCCUCACUCCCAAAGAAGUCUCUUAUAAAUCCCUUUUUUUAAGUGACCUGAUAUUACAUAUUCAAGCCAGGUGUAGCACAGCAGUAAUGUAUUAAUGUGUUUCAGGAACUGAGGAUUACAAAGGAAAACUGGGAGGGAGCAUGCAUGGGCAUGUGGAGUUUGUUUUUGUAUACACAUGCUUACAAUCACAAACUUCUGAGCAAUGUAUUUGAUCUGAUCUGCUCAGAUCAAGUACAUCAAAUCAAAUGGAGAGACCAGACCAGACCUAUUAACUCAUAUUUGAUAUAUUUAUUAAGUUGAUUUUAUUUAUACUUUUACCAAAAUCCCAGUAUAUGAAUCUGAAAAUACGUACAAUGAUGAUAAACAUUAGAACAGAAUGGUAAAAUGACCAGACAAGGAAACUAUAGUGUCGGUUAGCGACACAGUUCGCCAUCUGUCUGAAAAUGGGUCUUUCCAGUGCCAGGAGGCCGACCCUGUAGGAAAGGUCAAGGGUCAAUUCAGAUUUGGCUCCUCCAGGUUAAGCAAGGGGGCUUUUGAGCCAGGAGUGCAUUUUUAGGGCUCAACAAAGAGUACAUUUCACUGGAAGAAUCACUGUUUUAAAAUGCCACAAACCUAAUAAUUCUGGGGCUGAAUGGUCCUAGUGGUUUUUGAUUAUCAAGGUAGCAACAACCUGGAAACAAACCGCCUAUCUUGUCUCAUUAGAAACUGAGCAAAACAUUUUUGUAUAAAGGACAUAUAAUGACAUGUCAUGCAUGCUGACACGAGGUAACUGAUCUUUUGUUUGUUUUUUUUUUAAACAGGUUUAUUCUUUUCUCAUGUUGCAUUCAAGCUCUUCAGUGUUACAGACUAAGCUAAAAUACUGAUAUUUGGUACAAAAGUAGUAGUUGUACUAUAUUUUACUAUGUGAUUUUUAGACAAGGUUUGACAGUAUCUAGACUAAUGGACUGAAAAGGGACUACUUUCUCCUCACUGUGUGUGCACUAUCUCUGCCUCCAAAAAGCAGUUAUUUGAAGGUCAUAAAAAAACACAAUUUCUAAUAUUUUGUAUUCAUGUUUGAUUUAUUGAUUAGAAGAACAAUGACUGUUUAUUGACAUUGUGAUUAUUAUAAUGCACUGACAACAAGGCCCUUAUACUGUGUUUGUUUUAUGUAUGUUGGUUCUUUAGCAUGACAGGCACCUUUUUUGUCUUUUCUGUUUCAGUGAUCAGCCUUAAUUUCUAAUAUGAUAGUUGAGCACAACAGCAGUCUCAGGGGUGUGUGUGGGAGUGAGUGUGAGUGUGAAUGUGAAUGUGAAUGUGAAUGUGAGUGUGAGUGUGAAUGUGAGUGUGAGUGUGAGUGUGAGUGUGAGUGUGAGUGUGAAUGUGGGUGGGUGUGUGUGUGUGUGUGUGUGUGUGUGUGUGUGUGUGAGAUGAAGGGAGAGAGUGUGACCAGCUUCAUGUGGCUGUAUGUGACCCAUGGCUUUGUCUCUUACUGUAUAUAACUCCAGUCACCAAGAUAGGCCAUGUUCUUAAAUAAAGGAAAUGGUGUCAAUGUCAUCUUUUGAAUGAUGUUCCUCUUCAUCAUCUCAGCCCAACUUAUUUCAGUGUAACAAGGUAUUUCUGUCAGCUGCUUGAAUGUGGAGACAAUCCUGAGCCGGUUUAACAUCAAAUGAUUUUUUUAACAACGGAAUAGCAGAUCUUUGGUGUGUAGUCCAAUUCUCUGUAUUGAUCUGACAAAGUUUUGUGCCACUGGAUAACUAUAGGUAAGGCAUCAUUCCUGCUAUUUGUCUCUAUUGAACGCUACCUGAAGAUUUCAUUGAGAGACGUUUGUUUGUGAAAAAACUCAAGUGAUGAAGUAACCGUACAGUAUGACUUAUAUUUCCUUUAGUUGGUCGAUAUAAAUUUUAGAGAGGGUGCAUAAAAGUAAUACUAGUUAAAACUUAAUGCCAUUUUAUGUAGGUGAAGCUCAUUUUAGAUAUUUUUUUUUUACUUUGGAACUUGUAUUUGAAUUAAACUGUCUGUCAAACCACUCAUUUCUUAUUUAUGUUUAUUAUAUUAACAUAUCAAUAUAAUACUCCUGGUAUAGCAGGGAGUUACCAACCAGAAUGUUGGAUUGUGGUUAAUUGCUAAACUCAAAAGACACUCCAGCUAUCUGGGCAAUUCUGAAGCUUGUGAUGUAGUAAUAAGAGAAAAACAUUCAAAUAAACAUUUGUACAUAAAUGAAUGUUUCCCUAUGUAAAUGUAAGCUUAAAAAAACCCCAGUCAAUAACAUAUUAAGCAGAUAUACAUUUUGUAAUUAAUGUUAUUACACUGUUGAUGUUAUGGCACGUGUAUGAGCUCUUAUCAGCAUUAAAAAAAUA
Molecule: messenger RNA, 6219 nt
Organism: Xiphias gladius (swordfish)
Lineage: Eukaryota; Metazoa; Chordata; Actinopteri; Istiophoriformes; Xiphiidae
Gene: dlgap1b
Product: discs, large (Drosophila) homolog-associated protein 1b
Exons: 12
Coding region: 570-3623 (1017 amino acids)
Biological process (GO): signaling
Cellular component (GO): postsynaptic specialization; glutamatergic synapse
Molecular function (GO): molecular adaptor activity
Source: RefSeq, a predicted model, not a curated record